Salvelinus sp. IW2-2015 is the source of this 3775-nucleotide messenger RNA. RefSeq names its product matrix metalloproteinase-14. Gene Ontology annotation, cellular component: extracellular matrix. NCBI's taxonomy places the organism in Eukaryota, Metazoa, Chordata, Actinopteri, Salmoniformes, Salmonidae. The record is from RefSeq and is a predicted model, not a curated record. Gene Ontology annotation, biological process: zymogen activation; extracellular matrix organization; skeletal system development. Gene Ontology annotation, molecular function: zinc ion binding; metalloendopeptidase activity.
UUGCUAACUGGUUGUAUUUAUUCACGUGCCGCGUUCAACGAAUCAGCAAGUCGGACAUUUCCGAGUUUCCUAGUUCCGASUAGCUAGCACAACCACGUCCACACGUCAGAGAGCGAUGUCAAAAUAGAGGGAAAUAAAGAAAAUAAUUUGGGGGGACAAAAGAGAGAGGAACUAUGAAGCGCUGAGAUUGCAGCGAUUUUUUUCCACCAACUUCUGGAUUUGAGUUUUUGAACAGAUUUGUAAGAUUAUAUAUAUAUAUUUUUACAUGUAUUUAUGAUUUUUGCUACCACAAAGGAUUUGUUGUGUAGAGUUUGAAGUGUGGCAAGAAAGUAUCCAUGAGGGCAGAUUAGUGGCAUAUUAUUUUGGUUUUUAAAGAUCAUCACGACGGAUUAUAAUUAAUAACGUGGAAAACCAAUAGAAGCAAUCCCAUUGUGAGGUUGUCUAUCCUCUUUUUUUUGGUAACUCGCACAUAUAGAGGAAUGUUACCCCGGCUUGAGAAGGUGAUCCAGCUCCUGACGCUGACGUGCGGACUGUUCUUUGGAGUUGUUUCAACGGAAAACGAAGUAAAGGCAGAGGUAUGGCUUCAGCAGUAUGGCUACCUGCCUCCAGGGGARGUCCGAGCCCAGGCUAUCCGCUCCCCCAAGUCCAUCAAUACGGCCAUCACAGCCAUGCAGAAGUUCUACGGCCUCACCGUCACCGGAUCUAUGGACACCAACACCCUACAGGCGAUGAAGCGGCCGCGUUGUGGCGUACCAGACAAGUUUGGAUCUGAGCUGAAGAGCAACCUGAGGAGGAAGAGAUACGCCGUACAGGGGCUGAAGUGGGACAAACAAGAAGUCACUUUCAGCAUACAGAACUACACCCCUAAGAUUGGGGAACACGCCACYUACGAGGCUAUCCGCCGGGCGUUUAAGGUGUGGGAGGCAGCCAUCCCUCUCCGCUUCCGAGAGAUCCCUUACAGCCACAUCKGGGACAAGGUCGACAAGUACGCUGACAUCAUGCUCUCGUUCUCCGAGGGUUUCCACGGCGACAGCACGCCGUUCGAUGGCGAGGGCGGCUUCCUGGCCCACGCGUACUUCCCCGGGAACGGGAUAGGGGGCGACACGCACUUUGACAAUGCCGAGCCCUGGACUACCGGCUACGUCGACCAAGGGGGUAAUGAUGUGUUCCUGGUUGCGGUCCAUGAGUUGGGUCAUGCCCUGGGUCUAGAACACGCCAACGACCCGUCUGCCAUCAUGGCUCCAUUCUACCAGUGGAUGGACACAGAGAACUUCCAGCUGCCUGAUGACGAUCGCCGAGGCAUCCAGGCAAUCUAUGGGUCGUCCGGAGCUCCCCCUCCUCCCCCCCGCCCCACCAGACCCUCCACACCAGACCACCCCGGACACGGACCAGAUGUCUGCGAGGGACACUUCGACACCAUCGCCAUCCUCAGGGGGGAGAUGUUUGUCUUUAAGGAUAAGUGGUGUGGCGUGUCGGACAACAAGGUGCUCCAGGGUUACCCCAUGCUCGGUCACUUCUGGAAGGGACUGCCACCAAACAUCAACGCUGCCUACGAGAGGAACGAUGGCAAAUUUGUAUUUUUCAAGGGUGACAAGUACUGGGUGUUCACAGAGUCCAGUAUGGAGCAGGGUUACCCAAAGACUCUGAAGGAGCUGGGCACAGGGCUGCCAAAGAAGGACGCUGCUCUCUUCUACACCACCGGACAGACAUACUACUUCAGAGGGACCAAGUAUUACCGUUUCAAUGAAGAGUCCCAGACUGUGGACAGAGACUACCCCAAACCCAUCAACACAUGGCAGGGUGUCCCCGACAACAUUAAGGCUGCCAUCAUGAGCGAAGAAGGAUCCUACACCUUCUACAAAGCCAACAAGUACUGGAAGUUCAACAACCAGCACAUGAGGGUGGAGUCGGGCUACCCCAAAUGGCUCAGCGAAUGGAUGGGCUGCGCGGGGAGGAGCCUAAGAAGCGGGACGGCGAGAGGAGGAGUGAUCAUCAUCGAGGUGGAGGAGGGAGAAGGCGGGCCACGCGGCGGCGUGGUGAUCCUCUCCCCUAUUUUGGUCUGCGUGGUCCUCACUCUGGGAGCCCUGCUGUUCUUCAGGAAGUACGGGACGCCACGACGUCUCCUCUACUGCCAGAGAUCUCUACUGGACAAGGUCUAGAGACGAACUGAACCGAAUGAAGAAGGCAGAGGGACAGAAAGAGAGAGAGCGACUGAAUGAAUUGAAAGAUUGGAAGAAAAAGGGGUUUGGGAGGGUGAGGGUGAGUAAAGUAGGCUGAAAGGAGUUGGGGUUUUAAAAGAGAAGGGGUAAUGGAAGGGCUGUUGGACAUGGGGUUUGGUUGGUUGGUUGGUUGGUUGGUUGGUUGGUUGGUUUGUAUACGGCCCAGAAGUCGAGAAAGAGGGAGAGGGACAGGGAGGAGGGAGGAAAGAGAGUCAAUCAGGAAAGACAAAUAUAUGUUAUCUAUUUACAUGUACAGCUCUGCGAGUUUGAAAUUAGAAACAGGCCCCUGCACAAAACACAGAGGAAGGGAAUUAUUAGAUGAUGAUCGUGAUCAACGUUCCGUGUGGUCGACACCCCAUCUGCAAUAAAUCUACUAUCACGUCUCCAUGUGUCCCUCCCUCCAUUCUAUCCGUUCUCCUUCUUCCUCUCCUAAAAUCUCCAUCCCACCUAGUUGACGAUUCCAGCUGAACUGCUGCCUGAAUUACAUUUUAAACCUUUUAUACAGCUACUUUGCGUAUUUCAUUURUUGGUUUCGCUCUAAUGAUGAAAUCCAGGGCCGAACACAAACGAACAGCUCUCUCUUCCUUUUCUCCUACCACUGAGAGAAGAUACUAACCCCAGUCUCUCAUUGUGCUCAAGCUAGCAGCAUGGUCUUAUAGUUGUGGUCGUAUUGCGAGGAGCAUGCUAUGGGCACUACCCUCGCCGCUAAUGAGAUGAUAAAGGGGUAGAUGUGAAGGUGUUGUAUAUUGUACACCCCUCAUAGUGAGAAAGGCUAAGGUCUUGUCAUAGAGGGUCAAAGACUGUUUGUAUCCUAAAAAAAAGGAGCUUCCCCGCCCAGUUUACAAAUGUAUCUGAAAUCYCACAGGCCCUUGGUACAGAGCCUGGUCUCAGUAAGCAGUCAAAGUUGGAUGGAAUUAAAGUAGCCAUUUUGGCUCAACAAUAAAGCCAGUGGCUCAACAAUAAAGUCAGUUUCAAUAUUACUCCAUGGAAAGGCAGUGAAGUUUCAUUACGUCACCCAUUCCAAAUACUAAUGUAUUAUCGUGUUUGUUAUGUUUUUGUUACUAUCAUUGUUAUAAAUGUUGUUGUUAUUAUUAUGACUAUGGUUAUUAUUAUUGUUGUUGUUGUUCUCCAGGUGUAGUCGUARAGUAAAUGGUGUUUGUUGUUUUUGUACAUUGUCAUUUCGAGUCCUGCUGGACAGAGACAAUAACGUGACAAAGAUCAAUCAAAAUGGCUCCCAAAUUUCACAUUUGAGUGGUGGACUUGGGCGACUUUGAAAGUGUUUCCUUUUUUGAAACACUACUUUUCCCAUUGCUUGGUUGGCAUAUAAGAACAAUCACACAAAACUAUUUAUAAGCAAUUCUGAUGAUGCUUAAUMUUUUUAAGUAUUACACAAAUUGAAAAAGGAGGUAGAAUUGUUUUAGUAAUAACAAUGAUAACGGUAAUGAUAUUUAUAAUGAUAAUGAUAUCAAUAAAAAAAGGGAAUUAGAUUGUUUUUCCUGUUUCACCUUUUUGCAUUUCAUGAGUUAAAAUUAAAGAAAAAAUAUUUUCUAAAAUGA